Messenger RNA from Cajanus cajan (pigeon pea), 2038 nucleotides. It is a transcript of the gene RAD51B, whose product is annotated as DNA repair (Rad51) family protein. Gene Ontology annotation, molecular function: double-stranded DNA binding; ATP-dependent DNA damage sensor activity; ATP binding. Gene Ontology annotation, biological process: double-strand break repair via homologous recombination. Lineage: Eukaryota; Viridiplantae; Streptophyta; Magnoliopsida; Fabales; Fabaceae. The record is from RefSeq and is a predicted model, not a curated record. Gene Ontology annotation, cellular component: Rad51B-Rad51C-Rad51D-XRCC2 complex; replication fork.
CCCACACGGGCAUGUUACCCAAAAAAACAGAGACGAAAAUGCAACCCAAAAUAUACAUUACAGUGGCAAGCUGCACACAACACAACGCUGGUUGCCCCCAAAAUAGCGUCUGGUUUUGGCGGGAAGCAACCAGGAAUAGAAGAGAGGAAAAAUGGCGAACAAGCUCAUCAACCAGAUGGGGUUGCCCAAAUCCAUCGCCAAUAUCUUCACUGCUCGCAACGUUAUCACCGCCAAGGAUGCAUUAUCUCACACUGAAUUUGAGUUGAUGGAAUUGUUGGACGUUGGGAAGGAAGAAGUAACUUCCGCAAUGGCGCAUGUUAGUGAAGUCGUGUGUCCACCAUGUCAAACUGCGUUACUUCUGCUGGAGCAGCGAGUACGCAACGAGUGUAUGGCUGGUCAUCUUCCCACUCGUUUGAAAGGGUUGGAUGAAGCCUUGUGUGGUGGCAUACCGUUUGGUGUUUUGACAGAGUUGGUUGGUCCUGCGGGAAUUGGCAAAACACAGUUUUGCUUGAAGCUCUCACUGCUGGCUUCAAUGCCGGCUAAUUGUGGAGGCUUAGAUGGCCGUGUGAUAUAUAUUGAUGUUGAGUCCAAAUUUAGGUCGAAAAGAUUAAUAGAGAUAGGAAUAAACAGUUUUCCUGAAAUAUUUCUCAAGAAGGGAAUGGCACAGGAGAUGGCUGGUCGAAUCCUGAUUUUGCGCCCUACAUCACUUUCUGAAUUUGCUGAGAGUUUGCACCAGAUUAAAGUAUCACUUCUCCAGCAACAAGUGAAAUUGCUCAUCAUUGAUAGCAUGGCUGCUCUAGUUUUAGGUGAACGUGAUUGUGGGGCUUCUAGACAACAAGCUUUGGGUUGGCAUGUUUCUUUUAUCAAGUAUGAACCAUACCGUUACCAUGGCGUGGUGGUAACACAUACCAUUUUUACUGUUGCACUUGCGAUAUAUUUGCGAUUAAGAACUUCAACUUUCUUCAUUGAGGUACUGAUUUUGAAGGCAUGUAGGUCACUUGCUGAAUUUUCACGGAUUCCAGUUGUAUUAACAAAUCAAGUAAGAUCUCAAAUUGGUGAUGAAUCUCGCAUGUAUUCCUUCCAAGCAGCACAAAGCCGCUCUAUAAUAAAAGAUAAUCCUGCUACAUAUGAUUCUCAUCUCGUUGCUGCUUUGGGAAUUAACUGGGCUCAUGCUGUGACCAUCCGCCUUGUACUUGAAGCCAGAUCAGGUCAAAGGUUUAUUAAAUUGGCCAAAUCUCCCAUAUCACCCGCUCUGGCUUUCCCUUUUAAGAUAACAUCAUCAGGGAUGGUUCUGCUGGAUGAUGAUGGGGUAGAAAUGAAAGGGCCAGAAAUAAGCACUAUCAAUUGCCAAGGUUUGUCAUUGAGCUCUCUUGCUGUUAGCUCUGCUGAAUAUUUUUUAACAAAAAAUACUUAAAAUGUUAAAGCCGGGGCUUAUGUGUUGAAUGGCAUCCACACUUAUUGUCUUUUUUCUAUAAGGUUGAUCAUCAUGAAAAAAAAAGUUCUUGUUCAGGUGGAAACUUUAUAUGUAUUAAAUGUGUCAAACAUGGGGUCUUGGUAUACUUGCUUCGGUUGUUAGUCUUUGGAACUUUUUUAUGCGUGUUAAAUUUUGUCAAUCUAACUGAUGGAUUAAAAAUUCUCAUAUUUGUGAUUUGUGAUAUAAAUCAAGUAUACAAAUUUCAUAUAUUAAAAAAUUAAUGCAUACUUGACUGGAUCGCUUUGAGUAUAAUAUGCUAGUUAAAAUAUAAAUAUCUACAAAUAUAUUACCUAUUUAUGAAUGUUUAAAUUACCUAAAAUUUGGUAUAUAUGGUUAACAUAAUAUCACAUUAUUCAGUGAUUGGAUUAGUUAAUUCUGCAUGAUAUGAAAAGGUAUUGGAUGGUGCAAGUGCAUUGCCUACCUUAUAGUGUAGUCGCUGUAGAAAGUAUUAUUGAAAAAUAUGCAAUUUUAAGUUACAUUUUUUCCCAAGGUUUUCCUUUCUCUUCUUUUGGUUUAAUAUAUUACAGUCCAAAUCUUGACUUGCCAAUUUUCCAUGUUUCAUGA